Dictyostelium purpureum is the source of this 609-nucleotide messenger RNA. RefSeq lists its product as uncharacterized. Bases 1 to 609 code for a protein of 202 amino acids. The record is from RefSeq and is a predicted model, not a curated record. Lineage: Eukaryota; Evosea; Eumycetozoa; Dictyosteliales; Dictyosteliaceae. The transcript is spliced from 7 exons. Gene Ontology annotation, cellular component: endoplasmic reticulum tubular network. Gene Ontology annotation, biological process: endoplasmic reticulum tubular network organization.
AUGGUAAAAUUUUUUUCCAAUAAAAAUAACUCUUGGGAAAAAUUUUCAGAAAUUGAAUCCAAGAUUUCCAAAAUUGAAACUCAAAUAGAAAAUGCCAAGGAGUUUCAUAAUAGAAUUUUUUGGAAUUUUGUUUUCAUUAGCCUUUUUAUUGAAAUUAUCCUAGUAUUAAUUUCAAUAUAUAGAUCUUUUACAUGCUACACCUUUUAUGAGAAUACAUGGUGGUAUGCUUUAUGUUUAUUAUUCUCAUUUUUAUCCUUUAUUGUAGCUAAAGGUUAUAGAUUUUUAUUUUAUUCUUUAAUAAAAAUCUAUGAAUAUAGAUUAAAAAAAUUAUUAAUUGGUUUGGAAAAAGUAUUAAAUGAUAAAAAAUUGGAAACCAAUUAUGAAAAAAUUGUAAAAUAUGAAAAUUUAUUAAAAAAAAUGAAGUGUAAUAAUAGGGGUUUACUAGAGAACCAAAAACCACAACAACUUCAACAACCACAGCAACCAAGACAACCACAAAUUAUAAAUAGUAGUGUUCAAAAUAAAAAAAAUUCCUUUGUAUUGAUUGCAAUUUUUUUAAUUCUUAUAAGAAGAGAUAAUAGGGUUAAUAAUCAAAAUGAUCAAUUAUAA